This is a messenger RNA of Colossoma macropomum (tambaqui), 3710 nucleotides long. RefSeq names its product immunoglobulin-like domain containing receptor 2 (gene ildr2b). The record is from RefSeq and is a predicted model, not a curated record. Gene Ontology annotation, cellular component: membrane. Bases 175 to 2040 code for a protein of 621 amino acids. Gene Ontology annotation, biological process: pancreas development. The transcript has 10 exons. Lineage: Eukaryota; Metazoa; Chordata; Actinopteri; Characiformes; Serrasalmidae.
UAUGAGACAGGAAGGUCCGAGGUCUCUAAGUCCUCCCCUGUUUGGAGGUGGUACACUCCAGUCUGCUGCUCUCGCUGCCUCGGUCGUGAACGGAGAAUGAGGACAGAAACGGACCGAGACAAGACGGCGGAUGAGCUACCAGUGAAUUCACGUUAAUUUGCUUUUCUUCGGACAAUGAGGGUUUUGUCGAGCCACUGGAUUCCCUUCAUACUUGUUUCACUGUUGAGCUGCGAAGGUGUUCAGGUGACGGUGAAGGAUGAGAGGAAGUUUGCCAUGCUGUUCUCCUCCGUAGUCCUGCCGUGCCAGUACACCACCCACUCCACCCAGAUCCCAGUGGUGCAGUGGUGGUAUAAGUCUUACUGUACAGACCGCACCCGCGACUCCUUCACCUUCCCUGAGAGACUGGGGGUCCAAGGCUCUGAGCUGGGAAACACAGCCCAUCUGGACUGCUCCGACAACAGUCGUACCGUCCGUAUUGUGGCCUCUGGACAGGGAGCCUCUUUGACCCUUGCAGAGCACUAUAAAGGCAGAGAUAUCUCCAUUAUCAACAAAGGAGACUUGCGCAUUGGAGAGCUGCAGUGGGGGGAUAGCGGCGUGUAUUUCUGUAAGGUCAUCAUCGCUGAUGAUCUGGAGGGCAAGAAUGAAGGCCAGGUGGAGCUGCUGGUGCUGGGUAAGACAGGUGUGCUGGACGAUGUCCUGCCUGAGUUUGAGCUGGAGAUUAUGCCAGAGUGGGUGUUUGUGGGGUCAGUAGUACUGGGUAGUGUUUUGUUCCUGCUGUUGGUGGGGGUUUGCUGGUGUCAGUGCUGUCCCCACUCCUGCUGCUGUUACCUGCGUUGUUGCUGCUGUCCUGAUACCUGCUGCUGCCCAAAGCACUUAUACGAAGCAGGGAAGAUGGCUAAGAGUGGACAGCCUCCGCAGAUUGCCCUGUAUUCUCCAUAUUACAUUCCUGCUCCAGUGGUUUCUCAACCAGCACCAGCUCUCAUUGACCCCAAGCUGACUGCAGAGCCCCCCUCGGUGGAGAACAAUAUUGCUGGAGUGCGCAGUGGCUAUCGUCUCCAGGCAAGUCAGGGUCAGGACGCUAUGAAAGUUGUGUACUACAUAGAGAGGGACCUGGCACAGUUCCAGACGGCCAAGCCGGCCGGCCAUCCAUCUGGCAGUAUGUCAGAGCUGAGCUCCCUGCAUGAUGGUGAUAUAGACUUCAGGCAGACCUACCGGCAGGUUCAGAAGAAAGCACUGCCACCUAUCAGUGACCACGACGACACACACCUUCGCACGAUGUCGACAGGUCAUGCGCUCCGGCCCACACACUAUCAGAGCAAUCGCACCUUGGAGCAACAUGACAGCAGGUGGAACUGCCGGUCGGAGCAUUUGCCCAGGAAAGCGUUUGACAGCAGGGGCCGCACUGUCUCUCUGGAUGAGCUAGAGGAGUUUGCGAGGAACUACGGCCCCCGCGCAUGUCGCAGGGCCGACUUCCGUGACCAUGAACGAGAUUUCGACAUGGAGCUCAGGUCCCGUGACAUGCCCUCUCCAUACCGGGACGGUCCACGUCGCUUCCGUGAUGAUGAUGACGAUGAUGACUGGCGGCGCCGCAGCCCCCCUCCUUCUCCACGGAAGAGGCGGGACACCAGUGACAGCGAACGUUACGCCACUCGUAGACAGUCAUAUGAUGAUGCCUACCUGUCCUCUGUGUUGGAACGAAAGGCCAGGGGGCGGGGGGAGCGGGGUGGGCGGGCCGACGAGGACAGUGACACACCCUCGAAGGGCAGCUCUAAGAAGAGCAGUGACUGUUACUACAGCCGGUCGCCGAGCAACCGCCCUGAUGAGGAUGACCCUCUGCCUCCAUACUGCGAGGUGGAGCGAUAUCGGACUGAGCAGCCUGUGGAACGGGAGCGAUAUAGGACUGUAGACACUGAGGUGCGGCCCUUCUCUUACACUCGUCCUGGUCAAAGCAUGUCCCACACUCUGCAGGAGCGCAGAGAGGAGAGGGACAAACCCAGGAAACUGACCAGUCAUCUAAGCAGAGACUCCCUCAUUGUUUGAAGUCACUCAAGAGGUGUUCACCAUGCUGAUCAGACUGGACUGGCAUCAUACUAUUAACAAGGCAGCAUGCAUCAAUCUGCAGAACACUCCUUGUGAAAUAAUAACACUGGAGCCUGUUGUGUAUUAUGAAGAGGAAUUCACAGAGAAAAAAAUCUUACAUUUGUUUAUUUGUGUUUAUGUCUGUGUUUGUGUGGGUGUAAACUACCGCAUAUUUAGGGGUCUGUCUCACAAAGCACGUUCAGUUUAAAGAGGGUUCCUGACUACUGGAUUCAGCUUCACAAAACCAAACAAAUGUAGCCACAGAUAACCUGUUUUUUCAAUGCCAGUUUACAAAUUUCUCUGUUGUCCCAGCUAUGAUUAAUGCCUAUGCAGAUACAUGUCAAGCGUGAUGUCUACGAAUGAAACAUGCGGAGUCCAGCAGCUUAAUUUUCAAAGCUCAAAAAAGAAAUCACACUGUGUGAAUAUGUAGAAAGUAAAGCAUUUAUAGUGGUACAAAUGUUUUUGCUGUUGCCAUUAGUGCAGGCCACUCCCCUUAAAAUAAUGACUUAUUUUCUUAAAAUUUCAUUAUUUCAUACAACGUUGAAGAAAGUUAUUAAAUUUGGAGACCAUAAGCAAUUAUUUUGGAAUAGUCAGCAAUUUGAGAAAAUUAGCCAUCAUUUUGACAGUCAAUAUUUUGAGAAAAUAAGUCAUUAUUUCAAGAUAUUAAGUCGAUAUUUAUAGAAAAUGUCAGUUUGAGAUACUAAAUCAAUAUUUUGGGAUGAUAAGGCAGUAUUUUGAGUCAGUAUUUUGAGAAAAUAAAGCCAUGUUUCCAGAUACUAAGUCAAUAUUUAAAAAAAUAAGUCAAUAUUUCGAGAUCCAAAUACAAUAUUUUAUGAACAUAAAUCAUUUCAAGAUAUUAAGUCAACAAUUUGACAUACUGCUGCCAGAAACAGAGAAGGGAAUAGGUGAUUUAUUUUCUCUUGUAUCUGCCAUCAAUGGGCUUCCAUGACAAAUGUCACUAUGAAAAAAGGGACCUGAAAAGGCCCUGAUUGGUCCAAUAGCUGUUUAUAUCUGAAAUCUUGUAUUAAACCUGCUCUGGAGCACGAUAGGUGUACUAAGACAAUAUUUUUUUAAAAAAAGACACAAAGUUGACAAGGUGAUGUAUCCCAGUAGAAAGUGAUCCACUGUUGUGAGACAGAAAUCCAGGAUUAGAUGGAACUAAGCUUAAAGUGAUCUGGCUAAGCUUUGUGAGACAGACACCAGAUCGCCCAUCUGUGCUUGUGUCUGUUUUGGUGUCUUCCAAGCCAUCAGUUCACUCAUUCAUCUCUUCUCGGGACAUAUCAGUGUUUGUGUCUCAUGAACCUUGACUGGAGGACGCAGGGGACCCUCCCUCAGCUCAGUCUACAAGUGCACAAAACCACGUAAAUUGAAAAUGCCUCAUAAUGCCUCUGUGUUUUAAUUCCAUUCAAGAGCCUUGAUAUUUUGUUUGGGUUAAGUACUGUAUUUGAAUACUGUUUAUUUGCUUUGUAUUAUUCUUUUUUAUGUUUGCACUAGUGAGUCUGUAUUUCUUUGUUAAUCAGCUGGUCUGUAUGGGCAGCACUGAGUGAUUGUGGUUUUGAUAAAGUGCCAUGGAGUAUUUCAUUUGUUUAAAGUAAUGAUUGUUUUGAUAUAAACACUUUCUGUCUAUUUAA